UUGGGAGAAUAUCUCCACUGUUGGCCUCGUCUGUGGAGAAAGAUUUAAUUUUUUUCGGUUCUUUUUGGUCGGAGAUAGAUUGGAAGAGGACAAUGGAGGAGGUGGAUCACCUGGCGCAUGAGAGGAGCAAGGCCCAGUUCGAUGUGGACGCCAUGAAGGUCGUCUGGGCCGGCUCCAAGCACGCCCUCGAUGUGGCCGAUCGAAUGGCCCGCCUCGUCGCCACCGAUCCUGUAUUUCGCAAGGAUGAUAGACCAAUUCUUGCGCGGAAGGAGUUGUUUAAAAACACCCUGAGGAAAGCUGCUCAUGCAUGGAAGCGCAUCAACGAGCUUCGUCUUACUGAAGAAGAGGCAUCAAUGUUAAGAGUCCUUGUGGAUGAACCUUCUUAUGUGGAUCUGCAUUGGGGCAUGUUUGUUCCAGCUAUAAAAGGACAAGGAACUGAUGAGCAGCAGAAGAAGUGGUUACCACUGGCCUAUAAAUUGCAGAUAAUUGGCUGCUAUGCACAGACUGAACUUGGUCAUGGUUCAAAUGUCCAAGGCCUUGAAACAACUGCGACGUUUGAUCCCAAAACUGAUGAAUUUAUCAUUCAUAGUCCGACUCUAACUUCAAGCAAGUGGUGGCCAGGUGGCUUGGGAAAAGUUUCUACGCAUGCACUUGUUUAUGCUCGUUUGAUCACGGAAGGAAAGGACCAUGGUGUACAUGGUUUCAUAGUCCAGUUACGAAGUUUGGAUGAUCACUCAACUCUUCCUGGGAUUACUGUUGGUGAUAUCGGAGCAAAAUUUGGAAACGGUGCAUACAACACAAUGGAUAAUGGUCUUCUACGAUUUGACCAUGUGCGUAUACCAAGAAGUCAAAUGUUGAUGAGGGUUUCACAGGUUACAAGAGAGGGAAAGUUUAUUGUAUCUGAUGUUCCAAGGCAGCUACUUUAUGGGACGAUGGUGUCUGUGCGUCAGAGCAUUGUGUCAGAUGCUUCUAGAGCAUUGUCUCGAGCCGUCUGUAUUGCUGUAAGGUAUAGUGCUGUCCGCAGGCAGUUUGGCUCACAGGAUGGUAGCCCUGAGAUGCAGGUUAUUGAUUACAAAACCCAGCAAAGCAGGCUCUUCCCAUUGCUGGCUUCAGCUUAUGCUUUUAGAUUUGUGGGUGAGUGGCUGAAAUGGCUAUAUGCAGAUGUCACUCAGAGACUGCAAGCUAAUGAUUUUUCAACAAUGGCUGAGGCACAUGCAUGCACUGCUGGUUUGAAAUCUUUGACAACCUCUGCUACAGCUGAUGGGAUUGAAGAAUGCCGAAAACUUUGUGGUGGCCAUGGUUAUCUCUGUAGUAGUGGGCUUCCUGAGCUGUUUGCCGUAUAUGUUCCUGCAUGCACUUAUGAAGGAGAUAACGUUGUUUUACUUUUGCAGGUUGCGAGGUUUCUUAUGAAGACGGUUUCUCAGCUUGGGUCAGGAAAACAGCCUGUCGGGACCACAGCAUAUAUGGGGAGAGCGCAACACUUAAUGCAAUACAAAUGUGAUGUUCGUGGAGCUGAAGACUGGUUGAAGCCUUCGGUCAUAUUGGAAGCAUUUGAAGCUAGAGCUUUUAGGCUGGCUGUAAAUUGUGGCCAAAAUAUAAGCAAGGCACCCGGCGCAGAAGAAGGUUUUUCUGAACUGUCUGCUGAUUUAGUGGAAACUGCAGUUGCUCACUGCCAGUUGAUUGUUGUAUCGAAGUUCAUUGAGAAGGUGCAACAAGACAUACCAGGACUUGGAAUUAAAGAACAACUACAGAUUCUCUGCAACAUCUAUGCACUCUCUUUGCUUCACAAGCAUGUUGGCGAUUUCCUUGCAACGGGGUGCAUCACACCCAGGCAAGGUUCUCUAGCAAAUGAUCAACUUCGUUCUCUAUAUUCCCAGAUGCGUCCUAAUGCUGUUGCACUUGUUGAUGCAUUCAACUACACCGAUCAAUACUUGGGGUCUGUUCUUGGCUGCUAUGAUGGGAACGUGUAUCCGAAACUUGAGGAAGAGGCUUGGAAGGACCCACUGAAUGACUCAGUUGUGCCUGAUGGAUACCAUGAAUACAUUCAGCCUGUGCUUAAGCAAAAGUUUAGGGCAUCAAGGCUGUGAAGCCGCAAUCCAAUCAACUUAAGUUCUUCAUAUGUCUCUUUAAGAUUCAAAUGAUAGUGACAAAUAAUUGACACUCUUGAUGCCCAAAUUUGGCAAUAAAGUUUUGGAAAUAAGAAUAAGCCCUUUGUGGGGAUGAACUACUGAUAUUUUUGUUGUAUCUCAAAUCUUUAGGGGCAUUAAUAUGAGAAUUUGUUUGGAGCCACAAUGUGUCCCCCUUGGAAGAAUUUUUCAAUAUAUGACAAGCAGCUUAUCAUGGCUUUCAAAA
This is a messenger RNA of Elaeis guineensis (African oil palm), 2352 nucleotides long. Its product is annotated as putative peroxisomal acyl-coenzyme A oxidase 1.2. Gene Ontology annotation, cellular component: peroxisome. NCBI's taxonomy places the organism in Eukaryota, Viridiplantae, Streptophyta, Magnoliopsida, Arecales, Arecaceae. Gene Ontology annotation, biological process: lipid homeostasis; fatty acid beta-oxidation using acyl-CoA oxidase; long-chain fatty acid metabolic process. The record is from RefSeq and is a predicted model, not a curated record. Gene Ontology annotation, molecular function: acyl-CoA oxidase activity; FAD binding; fatty acid binding.